AUGAACCCGGCUGAAGCUGUCGGAGCAAGCGGCGGAGAUAUGGCGGUGGAGCUCGACCUUCUCUGCGGCCUGGAGGAGGAGUCAUCGGAGAAGAGGCCCUCCCCGGAGCUUGCCGAGAUGACGGCGGCGCUCCCAGUCCCUGAGGCCCGUCUCUUCCCGUGCCUUUACUGCCAGAGGAAGUUCUACAGCUCCCAGGCUCUCGGAGGCCACCAGAAUGCCCAUAAGAGGGAGCGCACCCUCGCCAAGCGCGGCCACCGCGGCACCGGCAGCGGCCCCGUUGCCGGAUACAUAGCGGCGGCGCCGUUGACGAGCUCCUGGUCGCCGCCGUUUCGCGGGGGCUUUGCCCUCGGCUUCCAAAAGUCCCAAUGGUCCGAGUCGGCGGCGGCGGGCUUGCUCUACGGAGGUCAACGCUGGCAGGGAUCGCUCGCCGUGAGGCAGUCCGCCAUGGCGGAGGAGCUCAACGUCGGUGGCGGCGCCGCCUCGUCGGCCCCUUCGAGGGUUCGCACGGCGGCGGCGGCGGCGGCGGCGUUCGAGGGAUCUCUCCGCGCGGGAAGCUACUGGUGGGGGGAUGAUCGAGUUGACGCGGCGAGUGGCGUCAAACCGGGGCAGGAGGAGGUGAAGAAGAUCGACUUGACGCUCAGGCUCUAG
This is a messenger RNA of Spirodela intermedia, 648 nucleotides long. Lineage: Eukaryota; Viridiplantae; Streptophyta; Magnoliopsida; Alismatales; Araceae. The record is from the annotation of a GenBank genome assembly.